CCCGGCUCUUGGCGGCGCGCGGCCCGUGACGUCACGGGGGGACGGCGAUGGUGGCGGCGGAGCUGGCCGGGCGCGUGCGGCCGCUCGUCAGCCGGGCGGGGCCGCGCGUCAUGGUGGCCGGCCUGGGCAACUAUGGACUGCGGGGGACGCGGCACAGCGUGGGCAUGGCGGUGCUGGACCAGCUGGCCCGGCAGCUGGCGGUGGCCGAGGGCUGGCGAGCGGACAGACGGUGCUGUGCCGACGUGGCUCUGGCCGCAGCCCACGGCCUGGAGCUGGUGCUGCUCAAGCCGCGGCGGCUCAUGAACCUCAACGGGCUCAGCGUUGCCAGUGCCGCUGAGAUCUACAGCCUCCGCCCAGAAGACAUUUACCUGGUUCACGAUGACCUGGACAAGGCCCUGGGCAAGGUGGCGAUCAAGCUGGGAGGCAGCGCAAGGGGACACAACGGGGUCCGAUCCUGCAUCAGUGCUCUGCACUCCAACGAGAUGAGGCGGCUGAGGGUCGGCAUUGGGCGGCCAGAGGGUGAUGUGACAGUGUCCAGCUAUGUCCUGGCCCCGUUCAGCGCUGGGGAGCGGGAGAGGCUGGAGCAGGUCCUGGCCCAGGCAGUGAGCUGCCUGCUGGAGCACGUCCUGCAGAGCAGAGCACCGGUGGGGGACCCAGGAGACCGGGGCUGAGGAGAGCUGAGCCCCUGGGGACCUGCCGCUGGACAGGGUGCUGUGGACUCUCGGGGUGCCCUGUUGGGGCCGGGCCCUGAGUCAUCAUCCCCAUGCAGAUCUGGGCAGCUCAUGGGCACUCAGACCCCUGCAGCAACUUCAUACAGCAAUUCGGCAUCAAAAUGAAAUAAACCCUCGC
This is a messenger RNA of Colius striatus (speckled mousebird), 849 nucleotides long. It is a transcript of the gene PTRH1, whose product is annotated as peptidyl-tRNA hydrolase 1 homolog. Gene Ontology annotation, molecular function: peptidyl-tRNA hydrolase activity. The record is from RefSeq and is a predicted model, not a curated record. The transcript has 5 exons. Bases 48 to 671 code for a protein of 207 amino acids. NCBI's taxonomy places the organism in Eukaryota, Metazoa, Chordata, Aves, Coliiformes, Coliidae.